Lipotes vexillifer (Yangtze River dolphin) is the source of this 2496-nucleotide messenger RNA. It is a transcript of the gene CHAMP1, whose product is annotated as chromosome alignment maintaining phosphoprotein 1. Lineage: Eukaryota; Metazoa; Chordata; Mammalia; Artiodactyla; Lipotidae. Gene Ontology annotation, biological process: attachment of mitotic spindle microtubules to kinetochore; protein localization to microtubule; protein localization to kinetochore. Bases 16 to 2496 code for a protein of 826 amino acids. The record is from RefSeq and is a predicted model, not a curated record. The transcript has a single exon. Gene Ontology annotation, cellular component: nucleoplasm; spindle.
GUGUAUGUUAGAAAAAUGGAAGUAUUCCAGGAACUUCGUAAGCCAUCGGCACAUUUGGAGUGUGACCACUGCAAUUUCAGAGGCACGGAUUAUGAAAAUGUACAAAUCCACAUGGGUACCAUCCAUCCAGAAUUUUGUGAUGAAAUGGAUGCUGGUGGGUUAGGUAAAAUGAUAUUUUACCAGAAAAGUGCAAAGCUAUUUCACUGCCAUAAAUGCUUUUUCACCAGCAAGAUGUACUCUAAUGUAUACUAUCACAUCACGUCCAAACAUUCAGCCCCAGAGAAAUGGAAUGAGAAACCAAAAAAUCAGUUAAACAAAGAAGCAGAUCCUGUGAAAAGCCCUUCUGUUCCUGAACACCAGAAAAUGGCCUCUAAUUCAGCAGAACUCCUGAAACCUAUACCUGCCCUUUCCAUAGAAACACAGAAAUUUGGCCCAGUUAUGUCUCCAGAAUCACCAAAACCUACUCCUCUUACUUCCCUGGACUCUCAGAAACCUGGCCCUGUUGUUUCUCCUGAGCCACAGACACCUUCUCUUCCUUCUCCCGAGCCUCCAAAACCUGCCCCUGUUUCUUCUCCUGAACUUCCAAAACCAGUCCCUCUUGUUUCUGAAUCUCAGAAACCAGUCCCUGUUCCUUCUCCAGAACCACAGAAACUUGCUCCCGUAUCUCCUGAGCCAGUGAAGGCAACUCUUACUAAUCCCAAACCCCAGAAACACUCCCAUUUCCCAGAAACAUUAGGGCCACCUUCAGCCUCAUCUCCAGAGUCACCAGUUCUGGCUGCCUCCCCUGAACCUUGGGGACCAUCCCCAGCUGCGUCUCCAGAGUCUCGGAAGCCGGUCCGGACUGUCUCCCCUGAGCCAAGGAAGCUGUCCCCAUCGGAGUCUCCUGAACCUUGGAAGCCAUUCCCUGCUGUGUCCCCAGAGCCUCGGAGACCAGCCCCAGCUGUGUCACCAGGGUCUUGGAAGCCAGGGCCACCUGGGUCCCCCAGGUCUUGGAAAUCCAGUCCGUCAGCAUCAUCAGGACCUUGGAAGCCAGCUAAACCUGCUCCAUCUGUGUCUCCUGGACCUUGGAAACCAAUUCCUUCUAUAUCACCUGGACCUUGGAAACCAGCUCCAUCCAUGUCCCCUGCGUCCUGGAAGUCUUCAUCAGUCUCACCUGGUUCCUGGAAAUCUCCCCCCGCAUCUCCUGAGUCGUGGAAGUCUGGCCCACCAGAACUCCGAAAGACAGCGCCCACCUUGUCACCUGAACAUUGGAAGACAGUUCCUCCAGUGUCCCCUGAGCUCCGUAAAGCAGGACCUCCCUUGUCUCCUGAGCUUCGCAAACCAGGCCCACCACUGUCCCCAGAGAUCCGUAGUCCAGCGGGAUCUCCAGAGCUCAGAAAACCCUCAGGGUCUCCAGAGCUUUGGAAGCUUUCCCCUGAUCAGCGGAAAACUUCUCCUGCUUCACUUGAUUUUUCUGAGUCCCAGAAAAGUUCCCGUGGUGGUUCCCCUGAUCUCUGGAAGUCUUCCUUUUUUAUUGAACCUCAGAAACCUGUCUUCCCUGAGACCCGGAAACCAGGUCCUUCUGGGCCAUCUGAGUCCCCUAAAGCUUCCUCUGAUAUCUGGAAGCCUGUUCUCUCUAUUGAUACUGAGCCUAGAAAACCUGCCCUGUUUUCUGAGCCUACCAAAACAGCCUCUCGUGCUUCUCCUGAACCACGAAAACGUGCUCUUUUUCCAGAGCCCCGGAAACAUGCCCUUUUCCCCGAACUUCCCAAAGCUGCUGUCUUCUCAGAAUCUCAGAAGGCAGUUGAGCUUGGUGAUGAACUACAGGCAGAUGCCAUAGACGAUCAAAAGUGUGAUGUUUUGGUUCAGGAAGAACUACUGGCUACACCUAAGAAACUCUUAGAAGACACUUUAUUUCCUUCCUCAAAGAAGCUCAAGAAAGACAACCAAGAGAACUCGGAUGCUGAGCUUAGUAGCAGUGAGUAUAUAAAAACAGAUUUGGAUGCGAUAGAUAGUAAGGGCCAAGAAUCGAGCAGUGAUCAAGAGCAGGUUGAUGUGGAAUCUAUUGAUUUUAGUAAAGAGAACAAAAUAGACAUGACUAGUCCAGAGCAGUCCAAGAAUGUACUGCAGUUUACUGAAGAAAAAGAGGCUUUUAUCUCUGAAGAAGAGAUUGCAAAAUACAUGAAGCGUGGAAAAGGAAAGUAUUAUUGCAAAAUUUGUUGCUGUCGUGCUAUGAAAAAAGGUGCUGUUUUGCAUCAUUUGGUUAACAAGCAUAAUGUCCAUAGUCCUUACAAAUGUACAAUUUGUGGAAAGGCUUUCCUUUUGGAAUCUCUCCUUAAAAAUCAUGUAGCAGCUCAUGGGCAAAGUUUACUUAAAUGUCCACGUUGUAAUUUUGAGUCAAAUUUUCCAAGAGGCUUUAAGAAACAUUUAACUCAUUGUCAAAGCCGGCAUAAUGAAGAGGCAAAUAAAAAGCUAAUGGAAGCUCUGGAACCUCCACUGGAGGAGCAGCAAAUUUGA